Messenger RNA from Cynoglossus semilaevis (tongue sole), 3660 nucleotides. RefSeq lists its product as uncharacterized. Gene Ontology annotation, biological process: regulation of transcription by RNA polymerase II. Gene Ontology annotation, molecular function: DNA-binding transcription factor activity, RNA polymerase II-specific; RNA polymerase II cis-regulatory region sequence-specific DNA binding. The transcript has 9 exons. Lineage: Eukaryota; Metazoa; Chordata; Actinopteri; Pleuronectiformes; Cynoglossidae. The record is from RefSeq and is a predicted model, not a curated record. Bases 1366 to 3660 code for a protein of 764 amino acids. Gene Ontology annotation, cellular component: nucleus.
AUGACCACUGACGCCGGGGGGGAGGUGAUGUGGCCCAGCUGCCCUGGGGCAACAAGGCAGCUUGAGGAGGCAACGUGUGACGGUUCUUGCCACACAGGAAGUAGCGUCUCUGCGUCAGCUCUGUAACGGACGGCGUACAACGUUUCCUGUUAGAACCAAAGGUGGAACGUGUUUGACAAACAGGCCCGACUCCCUGAAGACUCAUCAUGGUGCCAAAUUCAACAGCUCCCCUCCAGAGGGGUCCAGAGGAGUCCAGAGUCUGCCGUCCAGGGCUGAGGGGUCACGGUGCCCCAGCUGACCCGGGGUCAUUGUUGAAGGACCCCGGCCUGAACAUAAACAUUAUAUUUAAUUACAUUAUUAUUAUAUAUUUUUUUAACAUUCACGUCAACGGUUGAAAUGCCACCAGGCUUAUAGUUCCACACGUGACCAACAGAGGGAGCCAGACACCAGACUGUGUAUUAAUGUGCCGUCAGACGUUUAUUGAUCUGCAGCAUUUAAAGAAUGUUGUCAGGUCGUUAAUUGUCGGUCAAUAAUACAGCUCACACCUCACAGAGAGGCGGGGUCUGACCUGUGACGUCACCACCGUGCUUUUAUUAACAAAAUAAAAUGUUCUUGAUUAUUAUACUCACUGUUAAUAUAUAGGCCACACUACUACAGGUAUGUUUACUAUUUCAACAUAUAGAUUUAGAUAUAAGUCAAAUAUUACAAUAAAAUAUAAACAGUAGAAUAACUGUCAUUCAUCUGAACAACGUGGGGGGGGGGGCAGGAGGGAUCUAUGGACGACGAUGGUGUGGAUUUAUAAUAAAAUCUGAAAUAAAAUGAUGAUAAAAUGUGAUUCAGAUGUUGUUUUUAUGUCGUCAUCAAACAGUGUUUAUAUUUAUGUUUUAGCUUUAUUUUUAAAUAAAUACAUUGGGACAGAAUUAGAGAAACGGCCGUCAGUCUUUUGGUCCACAAUGAACCGACUGGUAAAAGUUGUGCUCCACAAACUUGGCCCACAGUGGGUUACUGUCCAACUCUCGUGGUCGCCCUCCCCGUCGACGUUACGUUACGCAGCCGUGGCGCCGCUGCCUGUUUGAGCCAGAUAACAUGGAGUCCUGCACAGCCUGGCAUCUCCACGAGAUCCGGGCGAAAACGGCGAGCGGCCGCUGAAAACACCAAGUUUUCCCCCCGCGCUGGAGCAGCGACAGCCCGGCGCCCACGUCGAGUCGGGGCUGGAAGCCUCGGCUGCGUCCCGGAAACAUGACGAACUGCGCCUGAACAGUCGCCGCGAUCCGCAAACAGGGCCGACUUCAAUCCAGAGGAAGCUGCACAAUGUAGGCCGUCUGGUCAGCAGUGGCAGUCCACACACUGUCCUCUGGGGGCGCCAUGGAGCCAGAGGGACCACUGACCCCAGGGUCCAGUUAUGGACCCCCGUCUCUUGACUCAGCACAAAGCAUCCUCAGCUGCACCUUACAGUCUUCACAUCAUCCUGAGGAGACGGACGCCCUCACGUCUGCUGGGAGCUCCUGGGACCAGGUGGGGGGCGAGGGCUCCGUCCAGGGGGAGGUCACAGAGGUCAGUACAGACCUGGGGAGGUCUGUACUGGGGGGCUUCAGGUCCUCGGCCUUUCCCUCCUCCCUGAACUGGGACUCUGACUCAGAGAAGGAAACACUGGAUGAGGAGGAGCUCCAGCAUCUGUCUAACCCUCAUGGUCUGGCUGCUCACAGCCCUGGAUCUCCAUCUUCUGGACUCAGACGUGAUAAUGAAGAUGACCCAGAAAGGCAGAACGUGCAGCUCUUACAUGGUGAGCUGACUGUGUGUCACCCUGGGGGGGGGCACCGUGAUAACAACAGUGAGAGCACAAAGACAGGAGAGUCAGCUGGAGCUCAGCUUGGCCAAGUUGAAUCGGCAGACGCCAAGAUCUGGAAUGUAUCUGAGGGAGCGGAGCUAUUUCUACCCAAAGUAAAACCAAAGGGCGAUUGCCAAAUGGAGGAGCGGGAGGUGGACAACAGUGUGGGAGACGAGGGAGAGGGGAGGCCCAGUGGGAGGGAAACAAAGGAGUGUGACACAGACGUGUACACCUUCCCCGGAGACUCGGACCCUGAGAGUCCGCCUCCUGCCCCCUGGGCUCACUGCACGUUUGUUCAGCGGUGCAGAACCAAGCGAGUUCUGCUGCGGCCUUUCUCCGGACUCGGCUCCUCAAACAGCACGUUGGCCGACGACGGCCAAGAGACGGGAGCCGCGCUGAACGAAGACGGAACCGUUUUUGACUUCGAUGCUGACGUCCUCAGGAAGGAGGCGACAGAGGAGCAGAUAGAGUUCAGAGGAGACAGAGAAGAAGAAGUAGAAGAAGAGAGCGCGGCCGGAGCGGUCCAGGAAAUAUUCACCUGUGUGGAAUGUAGCAUUUACUUCAACAAACAGCUCCACCUGCAGGAGCACAUGGUUGAACACAGCCAGAGGGGGCCAGGGGGCGGGGGCGGGGGCGGGGGCCACGUUGAGGAGGCCAGUCAUUUUCAGUGUGUGGAGUGUGGAUGGGAGCUUCCUGAUGAGGAGGCUCUUUCAGAGCACCACAGGAGGCACGAGGAGUCGCGGCUGAAGAUCCUGGAGGAGAUCCAGAAACUGAAUGAAAAUGAAAAACCAACGGAGCCCCAGAAAACCGACGUCGGUCUGGAGGGAGGUGUGAAGUCAGACUCAAAUGUUUCAACGCAAGAUUCAAGUCAAGUCCUAACACCAGGUGAAGAGACAGUACCAGAGACGGUGCCCCCCCCCCCUCUGUCCCCUCUGCAGGCUGUGAAGACGACGGUCGUCCCGGCCGUUGUGUUUUCUGAUUCGACUUCUCCAAACUCGGUCCGACCCAGCGUUCACGGUCGGGCUGGCUUUUCUUACCGCCGUCGCUUCGCCUGCACCAAGUGUAGCUUCAAUGGAAAAACCUCCCAGGCUCUGGCCAACCACUCCAAGGUCCACAACAGGAACAAGACCACCCCCCCCACCGACCCCACCCACCCCACGGCCUCCGCCAGUGAAGCCGCGCUGAGGGAACACCAGAAACGUUCUCACCCGGGCCCGUCGCCCGGCGGCAGGUCGCUCACUUCCUUUGAAGAUGGAGUCGGACCAGAACAGGAAGUUACCAACAGGAGGAGGAGGAGGAGGACGGCUCAGCUGCAGGAGUCAAACGCCACACCAGGACCCGGUCCGGCUCAGGUGAGUUCUGACUCUGACCAUCCUGGUCACUGCACCUCCAUCACACUAGAGUCAGAUAAACAGAGUUCCUCGAUGUGGAGGAGCGUGAAGGAGAACCACAGUCCAGAGGUGGAGGAUGAUGGGAAGGUUCUGAGGAGGAGCACCAGAGUCAGCACCGCUGCUGCAGAACCAGACGGCGAUGACGACGGCGAGGCAGCCGAGCAGAGUUUCCUCGUAGAAGAAAUAUCUGACGAAGACAACGACGUGAACGAUGAGGAGGCGAAGGCGCUCAAGAGCGUGGAGAGGAAAUGCCCCUACUGCCCCGAUCGAUUUCACAACGGCAUCGGACUGGCCAAUCACGUGAGAGGUCACCUGAACCGAGUGGGUGUCAGCUACAACGUGCGUCACUUCAUCUCCCCUGAGGAGGUCAAAGCCAUCGAGAGGAAGUUCUCCUAUCAGAAGAAGAAGAAAAAAGGUCAGAGGUCACUGAGGGUCAUUUAA